ACGACCUGGAUCGCGCCCGCCGAUAUGGACUUUAUCUCCAACUCGCGCGACUGUCCUCUCGAGGACGAGGUCCCGCCCCGCAACUUUGCAGAGAGGGUGUGGAACUGGAUUGCGUGAAAGUCAAUCCCCGCUACGCGACAGCAGAAGCGUUCUCGAUGCCAGCACUUUGCUUGUCAAGGCGCAGGAAACUAGCGGCAUCCCUGUGCUGUGCCUGCGGCAUUCUGUCCCUUGUCGGCUUGACGACCGACGCGUGCAAAGGUCACGUCGUGGCGGCUUUCACAGACGCCUUGAUCGCCAAAUGCAUGACCUUUGCCCCUGUUUGCUCCACACAAACAGCAGAGACAGAUCUGAGCUCGACACAUCGCGACCCAGCCAAUUCACAGCUCACUACACGCCAUGCACGCAAUCGCGCCUGCAAUGUCUUGCGCCAAUCCGCUCCGUGCAAUCAGAUGGGCAUUAGUGCUGAGGCUUGGCUUGGCUCUGGCUGUACUUGCUGGUCCUACCUUGCCAGGCAGACGCACUCAAUGCGUAGAUUUCCAGAACUGCCUUGCCUCGUGCGUUUCGCCAGAUGGAAUCGCACAAACUGUUGCAGGAUUAAGUCGAGAGAUGUUGCUACUUAGGUACAGUGAGAAAGCUCUGCGGAAGAAGUUUUCCUGCGUAAGGAUAGCCCAUCAGCGCCUGCGCCGCUAACAAGCUAAGUAGCUCAAAAUGGAGCCAAACGUAAAGUCGGAGGAGCCCGUCUGCAUAGUCGAUAGCGCAGUCUCGAACCCAGAAGAGCGCCA
This is a messenger RNA of Mixia osmundae IAM 14324, 782 nucleotides long. RefSeq lists its product as uncharacterized. The record is from RefSeq and is a predicted model, not a curated record. The transcript is spliced from 3 exons. Bases 156 to 620 code for a protein of 154 amino acids. Lineage: Eukaryota; Fungi; Basidiomycota; Mixiomycetes; Mixiales; Mixiaceae.